AUGUCUGAGUUGAUCCAAAGGCUUUCGUGCGGUCCAGUCACUGUCGCCGGAGUUGGCUUUGUGAAACAAACGUCAGCUAUAGCCAAAAUAAAAGGUGACUCACUUCUUAUUCGUGAUCAACAGAUCUUUGUGGUCCCAUCAGCACAGCAAUUUCCAGUGCCAUGGUCCGAGGAACUCCGCAUUUGCCAACACAUCCACUUUUGGACGAUGACUGGUCUGUAUAUGGACGGGAUAAAGAUUCCGCAUAAAGCCGAUAUCGAGAGACACGAGAAUGAGGAAGGAAUUAUCUAUUGCGAGUAUUGCUACACAGAGUUUCAAAUUGAUUUCAAAAGUUACGGUGAAUUUGGUAACGCAAUGUUUGUUACGCGGUGGAUGGAUCUUGGAGAAGGACAUAAUCCUAACGAAUACAAAUGGAGAAGUCGACUGACGGUCUUCAUGCAAAGAAUACAGAGAAAGGUCGCUUUCGAACGUGGCUUUAUUUGCACCUCGUUUGAAGAGAUUCCACACUCGGAGUUCAAAUUCGAUUCCCUCUUGACAACAAAGGCUGAGAAAGAUUUGAAGACGAUGAACUUACCUCCAGCACGGCCUUAUCACCUUAAUAAAACUUUCGAUAAGACUAAGCAAUACAACAAGGUCGAAGAUGGGCGCUUUGUUAACGUCCGAAUAAGGCCGGAUACGACGAUAGUCUGGCGAGUCUCCUGCCAUAUCGAGUAUUAA
Messenger RNA from Glarea lozoyensis ATCC 20868, 717 nucleotides. RefSeq lists its product as uncharacterized. NCBI's taxonomy places the organism in Eukaryota, Fungi, Ascomycota, Leotiomycetes, Helotiales, Helotiaceae. The transcript has a single exon. Bases 1 to 717 code for a protein of 238 amino acids. The record is from RefSeq and is a predicted model, not a curated record.